Penicillium canescens is the source of this 3405-nucleotide messenger RNA. RefSeq names its product F-box protein. NCBI's taxonomy places the organism in Eukaryota, Fungi, Ascomycota, Eurotiomycetes, Eurotiales, Aspergillaceae. Gene Ontology annotation, molecular function: protein binding. The transcript is spliced from 2 exons. The record is from RefSeq and is a predicted model, not a curated record. Bases 1 to 3405 code for a protein of 1134 amino acids.
AUGCGACCAACAGAGACUAUCCCAGUCCCGCUCGAGACUUCCAACCCGCCUGUCCCGACCAGGGCAUCCGGCACUAAGGAGGCGAUCCGAGACCAAUCACAGCCAGAUGGAUUCAAAGAAGAAGAAAUCAACGCUUCCACAGUCGGGAAGAACGGGGAGGAUUGGCCUAGCUCCCCGCAGGAGCCUUUGCAAACGAUCAUUGACUUGAAUACACCCCAGGAGUCUGAGAACGAAUUUGUAAUCUCUCCAUUGUCGGACAAUCAUCCUCGCGAGGCAACCGUGGCCCGAUCUUUUCCUGAACUCUCACACUCACUGGAGUCCCCGACUAGCCCAGAUCUGAAUAUGAAGCAUUCCAGCCUCAAGUCGUUGGAGGAAGAGCUGCGAGAAAGAGUGCAGAUCCUAUGCGGGUACUCUGAGGCUGUAGAAACAGGUUUGGAAGAGGAGACCGGGGAUUUGGAUGUGAUAGACUGCGCUUCAUCGUGCUAUAGUCGUCGCACUUCGCUCGCCAGUGUUGGCACCGAAUGGUAUGAAGAUGGACCCCUUUACAAGUCUGCCGAUGCAUACUCGAUCUGUUCCCCUGUUGCUGCCGGUGUCUUUGACGAUGACACAUCUCCUCGCUCUUCCCGACCUCAGUCGACGUUGUCCCACCGUCUGUAUGCGCCAAAUAGCCUUGCACGCCCGCACAAGUCGAUCACCCGGGAACUCUCGAUGAAUGACCUCAAAAACAAACCCUUGCCCUUGGAACCAGGCAGUGCCUCUCCAACUCGCCGAAGCGACUCUUCCCUUUCAGCGGCGCCUCCACGCUCCAAUUCUCCUUUUUCCGAAUUUUCCCAGAAGGAUAUGAUUGUCUCGCCACUAUAUCGAAAGUCUGCAAGGGCACACACACAUCGAAACAGUUACGCAUGUCAGAGCUGCGGACACAGUAAGCCACGGCCUCGACCCCGUCGCGACUUCAAAGUAGCUGGUCAUCGAGCUCGCCGUGUCCCGACAUUGUCGCAGGCAGCCGAGGAACUGGAAGAUGCACUUGCAGACUUUGAGGGAGGAGCACACAGGACACUGCUUAUCCUCGACGGGCCAUUGCAGAUCAGUCGCAACAAUGGCGACUUGAUUGCGACCCGCCCGGCGCCUUUGCCUCCAUCCACGAAGCCUCACUCCUCUCAGUCUCGUGCAGACGCACAGGUCAAGAACCGGGCCAGUAUUAAGCCGGUCGCAAGUCCGCCCAAAGAGAAGCCCAAGAUCAGUAAGCCGAAAGAUAAAAAGGAUAAGUCGCGACGGUCGAGAGACGAGGAAAAGCGAGAUAAUACCAGUCUCAAAAAAGACAAGAAGAGUCAAAAGUCGUUCCUGAUGCCAUUCCGGAAGAGCCAAGACCCCGACUUGCAGACUAGCGCGACUCUGACGUCUGACGCGGCCUCCCUUGAUUCAGCAUCCAAUCGUGAAGAUUUACUCCUUCAAUUACCUCGUCUGCAAACUCGCAUUAGCGGGAAUCCCUUCGAUCAAGUCGCUCAACAAGCUCAGGCACUGGUUGAUAUUCCCCAGCCACCCGCUCAGGCACCCGUUGAGCUGUCAGAUUGCCCCACUGCUCCGGACGUGCACCUUCGUAUUCGGCCUAGCAAUGAUCGAGUAGUCUCCAAGAUGCGACAAAGUUGGGCGUGGGUGUCGACGGCGCAGGCGAGCAGUUUUCAACUUCCCGAACACGUCUACGAGCUUGAUGCUGCGCCGCCGUCGCCCUUUGCUGUGGUGCCUCCCGCGGCCCCCACGGCCUUCAAUGUCCAGGUGGAGUUCCCCGAAGACAUGCCAAUUGAUCUGAUUCUGUCGAUUAUGAACAACAUUGACUCACUGGAUGAUCUGUUUAACUUCGUCCUGGUCAACAAAAAGUUUUAUUCCACGUUCAAGCGUCAUGAACUACCGAUGAUCAAGAAUGCCCUGUUCAAAAUGUCUCCACCCGCGUGGGAAUUGCGAGAGAUGAGUCCGCCCUGGGAAACGGAGUGGCAACUGCUGCUCGACCCGGAUUCUCAGGUUCCCGAGUAUACGCCGACUCUGUAUUUGCAGCGCUACGCACAGGAUAUCUAUACCCUUGCCAAGCUCAAAGCUCUCGUCCUGGCGCGAUGUGCACCUUUCCUACGUCCCGAUACUGUGCGCGGUCUUGCGGGUGUGGAUAAUACUCGAGCGGAGGAGGUAGACGAUGCCUUUUGGCGGGUCUGGACAUUCUGUCGGAUUUUCGGCAGCGGAAAGAACCGCGAGGCUGAUAUCACCGGCCAAAUGGACUGGUUGAAGGGUGGUGUUAUGGCGCGGAACAUGUUCAAUUCGGCUUCUUCUAUGUCUGAACCGUUUGGCAUAAACAAUGUCCUCUUCGAACCACCAGAAGGCUUCGGUCGCGGCAACCUUGAUGGUCUGUCGCAGAGGCAGAUGUAUGAUAUUACUGAGAUUUGGACGUGUAUGAGUGUUUUGCUUCAGCCUUUGCAUGGAAAGUGUAUCGAAGCUCGCAAAGUCGGCAUCUUUGAUGGUAUGAAUGUUCCAGAAGGAGAUGCAGUUCGGGAAGAGACUGUUCUCGAGGAAUGGACCUCCUACGUGCUCUCACUGGGCCUGUCAGCAGUUUUAUCACUUAGUGCAGUCUGUCCAGCAGACACUACGGUCGCAACAUUCACAAAGGCCCAGUCAAUCGGCCUGACAAAAUGGGAACCAACAGAAACCGGAGCCAGCCGAUCACCAUUCCUAAAGGAAGCCGUCGCACGAGCCUACGAACUUCAAGAACGAGCCCUCUCUCCACAAUCCAGCAUCUCCGAAGGAAACCGAAGCAGCAGCCCUUCGGACUCCUCCCGUGAAAUCCGCGAGCGCCAGGCUGGCUUCGCCCGCGAACUAUGUCACCGCCGCCGUGUACGCGGACCAUCCAACGAACCAGAAGGUCGCUAUUCCUUCUCGGCUGAGCGUCCAAUGUCCGAGUUUAGUACUAUCGUCCGCAACCUCGAUGGCUCGAUUCGAGAUGAGCCGCCCGUUCCGCCUGUGCCAGCCCUCGUUCUCGGUCGCUGCUCUACUUCGUCUUCCGGGUCUGGUAGCGACCCUCACACGCCUAUCCAAGCCUCUAACCAUACCUCUGUAUUCGCACCUUCUCAGACGCCCCCGGCGCCGGCAGUCAGAGGUCACGUCCCUCUCCCGCCUCAGGUUCUUGAUCCUGUCGAUAGGGCUAUUAACACCAUGGUCAAUGAGAUGGGCUUCAAUACAGAAGACGCAAAGUGGGCGCUUAAGAUUACCGAUACCGGUGAAGGCAUUGAUGUUUCUGCUGCUAUACAGUUGCUUGAGCAUCAGCGCAAAAAGAAUGAGCGUAAUCCUUUUGGAAAGCGGAAUACCCUACUGUCAGCUGUUAUUAAGCGUCAGAAAUCGCAAGAAGCCGGCUGGCGCUGGGCUUGA